ACGAUUCAAAGGUGUGAACCCAUCGCUCCUGACUGAGGGAUUGCGAUUUCCAAUGAGCGUCCUACAAAUUUCGUGGAUUAGUCGGCUUUCGUACCGUGAACAUAUCAGUUGAGUCAGUAGCUUAAGUAAUCCCGAUUUCAUGCUCAGCUUCGUGAAUCGCUGAAAUUAUGUUAAACAAUUUUCUGUUUGUUUACACCAUACGGCUCGAUCUGCUCGUUUAAUGUACGCCGGUUGGAAGAGAACUGAUUCCGGAGGAUACGAGUGUUUUUUUGAAUAUCCGAAACCGAACAUAAUGUCCUGCGUGGAAAUAGUAGCGACUGUUGGAUCAGUAAUACUCAUGAUCGUUACCUUACCAUUUUCCCUGUUUUGGUGUUUUAAAGUGGUUCAAGAGUAUGAGAGAGCAGUGAUAUUUCGAUUAGGCAGAUUACGUUCCGGAGGUGCCAGAGGGCCAGGGAUUUUCUUCGUUUUGCCAUGUCUGGAUAGCUACUGCAAAGUUGACCUACGAACGAUAUCGUUUGAUGUACCUCCACAGGAGGCUCUCACGAAAGAUUCAGUAACGGUGACAGUAGAUGCUGCGGUUUACUACAGAAUCCAGGAUCCUUUGAAUGCUGUGGUGAAAGUUUCAAAUUACAGUAACUCCACCAGACUACUAGCUAUGACUACAUUGAGAAAUAUCUUAGGAACCCGCAGUCUCGCUGAGAUCUUGUCUGAUAGAGAGGCGAUAUCGCAUGCCAUGCAAACAUCAUUAGAUAUUGCAACAGAUCCAUGGGGAGUGAAAGUUGAGAGAGUAGAAAUAAAAGACGUUAGCCUUCCACAACAACUUCAAAGAGCAAUGGCAGCAGAAGCCGAGGCUUCAAGGGAAGCGAGAGCAAAAGUAAUUGCCGCUGAAGGGGAAAUGAAAGCUUCAAGAGCACUCAAGGAAGCAUCCGACGUUAUAAACGAAAGUCCAGUAGCAUUACAGUUGAGAUACCUACAAACUCUGAACAAUAUAUCAGCUGAGAAAAAUUCCACCAUUAUAUUUCCACUACCGAUAGACCUGAUCAGCUACUGGGUGGACGUGAAUAGGCCUCAACGGAACGAUAACAACCGAGAUACGUCUUGAUGGAGUGAUGAUGAGUUCUAAUGAUCACAAGAGACUAGAUGUUGGAUGCGAUUAUGUGAAAAAUUUGAGAUUGUAAACUUUCGAUUCGGAAAUUGGUUUCAACAAGUUUUAUUAAAUUGUCCUUUUUAAUAAAAUGAAAACAAUGUUUGAGAA
Messenger RNA from Leptinotarsa decemlineata (Colorado potato beetle), 1255 nucleotides. RefSeq names its product band 7 protein AGAP004871. The record is from RefSeq and is a predicted model, not a curated record. Lineage: Eukaryota; Metazoa; Arthropoda; Insecta; Coleoptera; Chrysomelidae. Gene Ontology annotation, cellular component: plasma membrane.